Molecule: messenger RNA, 931 nt
Organism: Ogataea polymorpha
Lineage: Eukaryota; Fungi; Ascomycota; Pichiomycetes; Pichiales; Pichiaceae
Exons: 1
Coding region: 270-920 (216 amino acids)
Source: RefSeq, a predicted model, not a curated record
GUAACAUGGAGUGGGACAGCUGGAUCGAGCUGGACAACGAGUGGCACAAGUACCACGCACGCAAGCUCCAGAGGCUCGAGGAAAAAAACAGCGAUCUGUACGGUACGUCGCCAGAUGCCUGGGACGGCGUGCUCGAGCUUUUGGAGGAGUUCCGCAACUACCUGCCCCAGAGGUAUCCAAGCCUGUUCCGAAAAACACGUAAAGGCAUUGAGAACCUCGAAACGGGCGAGUCGUUUGAGUUCAUCGGCGUUCCUAAAUCGGAGUUCAAAAUGGACCCGGUCCUGAUGGCCUCGCUGCUGGUCCAGGACGACCUUGCCGUGAUGGUUGAGAAUGAAAAGGGCGAGUAUGUUCUACGCGCAGGCGCAAUCAUGCUGGCUGGGUUCUGGAGACUCAAAGAUAAACUUGGAAUGCCGUUGAGCAUGAUCCAUACCAGCGGAGAUGUGCCUAAAUAUAAUGAGAAGCUCAAGGCAGGCAUGGAGAAGUUCUUCAUCAGACAGACCUGCGACAAGCCAGUUGUGCGAAACAACUACUUUCUCCAGGCAGACGACGAUCUGGCUUGGUCGUACUCGAUCGGAGACGAGUCGAAAGAGGUGGUCGGCUGGUACACUGCCAGCCCGGCCACCGACAUCAAUAAGAUCUACUUUAGGUCCGAAAGACAGUCAGUCAGAAGACUGCCAAAAACAGGAGUCACAGUAUUCACGAUCAGAACGUAUUUCCUGCCAGUUGUUAAGCUCUGCGAGGAACCGUUCGUUCCGUUGCGUCUGCUGAACGGAAUAAGGAGCUGGGAUAAAGACGUGCAGGAAUACAGAGGUUAUACGAUAUUCAAAGACGUUCUCAUGCCAUAUUUGGAGAAGAAAGCCGAGGAACAGGCAAAACUGGGCUACACCCCUGAUAAAGAGCCAAAUAACUAUCCGUACUGAUGAGAUAUAUU